This is a messenger RNA of Salarias fasciatus (jewelled blenny), 2617 nucleotides long. RefSeq names its product lymphocyte specific protein 1 a (gene lsp1a). The record is from RefSeq and is a predicted model, not a curated record. Lineage: Eukaryota; Metazoa; Chordata; Actinopteri; Blenniiformes; Blenniidae. Gene Ontology annotation, biological process: muscle contraction. Gene Ontology annotation, molecular function: calmodulin binding; myosin binding; actin binding. The coding region runs from base 301 to 1899 and encodes 532 amino acids. The transcript is spliced from 12 exons.
GCAGGGGAGCAGAGUGUGACUGAUACUCAACAAUAAGACAGUGUGUGAAAGUUCUUUACAGCAGGAGGAACACACAUACACACCCUGACACACACACACACCCUGACACACACAAUCCAAGCGGAGGGGGCUGAAGCAGCGAGCGCUCACUCCUCACUGACGAUUCGCACCAAAGGAACGGAGGAGAGAGCCGAUCUCUGUGGUACCGCUUUUCAUUCUACCACAGAAGAAGAAGAAGAAGAAGAAGAGGAAGAAGAGGAAGAACAAGGGGGAGAGGAAGACGAGGAAGAAGAGGCCAAUAUGUCCAACGCUCUGAUGAGGAGGAACUCCAGUAAACAGGGUCUCCAGAACCUGAUGAGGCUGACGGCUCAGCGGAGCAUCGAGGACGCCGAGGAGGUGGAGAGGGAGCGCCGCCGCCGCGCUCGAGAGGCUCUGCGCCGGAGAAACAGCAGCUCGGCGCCGGAGGAGUCGUCACCGGACGAACAGACGCCCGCAGACGAAAGCAGAUUCGACGGCGGCCUGAAAACCAGCAGCUGUCCAUCUUUAGAGGAGGAUGAAGGCUUCAGCGACUGGACUCAGCGCAGGGAGAGGCGCAGGCAGCAGCGCAUGCAGGAGCUCAGCCAGGGAGGCGAUGGAGACCCCCACAACGGCGAGGACGACCGCCAGGAGGGCCAGAGAACAACCACAGCCACGCCCACAACGACGGUGGCCUCCUCCAGCCCGCUCCAGCGGCAGCAGGACGGGGUGGAUGUGGGGAUGCUGGAGAUGGUGAGGAGGAAGGAGUACGACGAGAACCUCAUCCAGGCUGAGAGGGAGAAGAAGAAGAAGGAGCAGAGGAGGGAGGAGCAAGCAGUUCCAGAGAGGAGAGCUGAGGUUGAGCAGCCAGACACAGAGGUGGAAGACAGAAAAGAAGUCAAAAUGUCCUUCACGUCCAGGGUUUUCCUUCAACAAGAGCCGAAGCCCUGCAGCUGGAACAGCAGCGCAGCAGCUGGAGACGUGUCCUCAUGGAGCAGGACGAGCAGCAGGCCGGGCGAGGCGGGCGAGGCGGGCGAGGCGGGCGAGGCGGCGGCCGUCCUGGAGGCGGAGCGGCGCCUGGAGAAGAUCCGGCGCGGCCUCCAGCAGAGGGAGAGCCGGGAGCUGGAGCAGCUGAGGCGGCGGCAGGCCGAGGACGAGCAGGAGCUGCAGCAGCUGGACAGGAGGAGGGAGGACCGGCGGAGGGUCCGGCAGCAGGACGAGCGCCGCAGGGAGGAGGAGGAGCGGCAGCGGCUGGCCAAGGAGGAGGAGGAGAGGAGGCAGAUGAAGGAGGACAUUGAGAGGAGGAGGAUGGAGGCUGCUGAGAGGAUGAAGGGCCUCAGUUCAUCCAGCGUGGACGGAGAGGAGACGUUCAGCCCCUUCAGUCCCAGAACUCCCACCCACAAGAUCACUGAGAGGACCGAGUCGCUGAGCCGCUCGCUGAAGAAAAGCAACAGCUUCAAGAAGACGCAGCCUCUCGUCCUGGUGUCCAGGAUUGAAGACAAGCUGGAGCAGUACACACAUGCUGUGGAGAACGCUCAGGAUUCCCGGGCAGUGAAGGCAUCGCUGACUGACCUGCCCAGUUCUCCAGAGGCUGUUGCAUCCAAGAAGAACCUGUUUGAGACCGGAGAGACCUGGAACCAAAGUCCAAGCAAAGGGGCCACCUGCAAGGAUGUGAAGGCUGGAGACGUGAUGCAGAAGAAGAACAUGUGGGAGAUCAUCGGAGACUCGGGACGGACCGGCCACACAGUCAAGGCCUCGGCUGCUGGUAAAAAGUUCAAGUUUGUGGUGACUGGCCACGGGAAAUAUGAGAAGAUAUCAGCGGAUGGCGAGAGCAGCGGAGCGACGUCCAACGGGAAACCAGAUUCAUACCACAGUGAUUUCUGAGGUGCUGAAUGAGGCUGUCUCCAUCAUCUCCAUCAUCAUCAUCAUCAUCAUCAUCAUCACACUACAGUGAAGACGUCAUCAUCUCUACCCUUCUGCACCAUGUACUAAAGUGAAGACGACGAACAGCUGCAGCUCAGCACCGGCUCCAUUCUCAGGACUUCAUUUAAUCUGAAAACCCUUUUCCAGCUCUGCCACUCAAACACUCAGAACAUCUGAUGGAAUGUAAAUGACCGGAGGGUUUGCUCUCUGGACUUGUCCGGCUUUAUCAGCUAUGUUUUGUAAUAUCUUCUCUUCUUUUCUGUGACUCUUCUGACUGUGAGUGUCACUCCUGGGGGUCCACUGCCGUUUCAGGUCAAUGUUUAAUGGUGUUUUCAGAACUUUCCACUCAGAAAAUCUUUACUUUUAGCGAUCAUUUAAACUUGAUCAGAUGUUCACCUGUCUUUUAGUUAGAGAACACUGAAUUCACAGCUUCAAGAGGCUUUUCACAGAAUCAAAGUGACUUUAUUGUGUUUUUGCUCACUUGGUUGACCUACAUGUUCUCUGAGAUCUGUGAGAUCUGUCUUCUCUGAGAUCGGUAUCUGUGUCAACACCGUGCUUCCUACUCUGUUCCUCUGGACUCAGUUCUUCUGUGAAUGGUUUGGUUUGUAACAAGUGCAAAACUUUUUCUAUCCAUUACCUAUGUGUUUAUAAUGCUACUUCACAAAUAAAUUAAAUACUU